Papaver somniferum (opium poppy) is the source of this 1401-nucleotide messenger RNA. RefSeq lists its product as uncharacterized. The transcript has 2 exons. The record is from RefSeq and is a predicted model, not a curated record. NCBI's taxonomy places the organism in Eukaryota, Viridiplantae, Streptophyta, Magnoliopsida, Ranunculales, Papaveraceae. Bases 1 to 1401 code for a protein of 466 amino acids.
AUGACAGCACCACCCCCUGCCCAUUUAGGCCAUCCAAAUGGUCACUCUAGCCAUGAGAGUACAGAUCCAACACUGCUCGAAAUUCUAGAAAUCCAAAGAAGGCAAGAGGCGGCUUUAAGGGAUCUUCAGCAGAGGAACCUAGCUCUAGAGUUCGAGAACUAUCAGCUAUGGAACUUAAGUUCGAGGUCGAGAGGAUCUUCUAGCCGAGAGACAUCAGGACACCAAGGCCGAAUCGGGCAGGUACCACCUGCAGUAGGACCAAGCAAUUCCGGUCGAUCAGGACCACCCCCAACACCACCUAUCGGAAGAUACAGUCCACCCGAGGAUUCAUCGACAAACGACGAAAGGCACGAGAGGAAUAAUCAACAUAGAAACACAAGGUCCGACAAUACGACUGAAGCCAAGAUAAGAGAGUUAGAGGAAAAGAUAAGGAAGUUGUCAGGAACCGGCGAAGAAGAUAAGCUCUCCGAGGUCAUAAGCGAGGCCGAGAGGACCCCUUUCACCCAAGAGCUAGAACUAACGGACUUCCCACCUAAGUGCACGCUCCCCACCUUCCCAUCAAGGUCCGACGGCAUGGGAGACGCAGUUGAGCAUUUGAAGAUGUACACAAUGUCCCUAAUACAAUGGAAAAACCAUGAGGUGUUAAUGUGCAAGUUCUUCCCUGAAAUCUUGGAAGGCGAGGCAAGGAAAUGGUUCUACAACCUCGCACCAGGAACAUUCAACAGUUAUGAGACUCUAGUCGAAGCCUUCCUUGAGACAUACAUGCACAACAGCAGACCUCGGCCCAGGGUCAACAGGUUAUUCACCUUGGCCCGACGGUUCAGAGAACCUUUCAGAUCAUUGACCGUUAGAUGGAGAAAUUUGUGUACAGAAAUUGGGAAAGUACCCGUCGACCAGCAGAUAUUCGGGUUUGAAAACGCACUUGGGAGGUCGGAUCCCAUAUGGAUAGCCAUGUUCACUGAAAAACCACAAACAUUGAAAGAAAUGAGGAAAAUGCAAGAACAUUUCAUUUCCCUAGAAGAAAUUCAGGAAGAGUCAAUGGAUAGGGGAGUGCAAGAGGCUAGUGCGACGCCCGAGUCGACAUCGGACGAUGUUCAAAGGCGUCCCGAGAAGAGACCGAGCCCACCUACGCGAGGAAAUGGGAAGAAGGAAUGGGUGGCUAAAGGAAAGAGGCCGAGGCACGAGGCGAGAACGUACACCCCUUUGAAUGCACCACCAGAAGAAAUCUUCAAAGAGGGGAUAGCUGAGGUCGUAGGAGAUCCACAGGCAGCCCGACAGUGCAUGCAGGUCGAUGCCCAGAUAAAUGAGGAGCGGCGAGCACGACAAAGGGGAGAGAAGAAAAGGCUAAAGAAGCCAAAGUCGCAGAAGAACUGGAAAGAGUUAUUUCGCAGGCGGUCAUGA